Gekko japonicus is the source of this 3726-nucleotide messenger RNA. It is a transcript of the gene TRIM47, whose product is annotated as tripartite motif containing 47. NCBI's taxonomy places the organism in Eukaryota, Metazoa, Chordata, Lepidosauria, Squamata, Gekkonidae. The record is from RefSeq and is a predicted model, not a curated record. Bases 441 to 2426 code for a protein of 661 amino acids. Gene Ontology annotation, molecular function: zinc ion binding. The transcript has 7 exons.
UGUCGUUCUUUAGAACAACCGGCAGAGAGUCACUUUUCCUGGAUCCCGCAGGGUGAGAGAGGGCUCCUCGAAAGAGGAGCCGUCUGUGGGGCCAAGAGAACGGGGGCCAUGCCUUUGCCACGUCCCCUACGGAAUCCCCGCGAGGGGCGGGGAGAGGAGUUGUCCUGUAAGCGAAGACGCUGGACUGAACGAAGGCCUGGUUUCUCUCUUCGCGCGUCCCGUGGAAAGAGGGAGUCAUUCAGAGUUGGAAGAAUCCCGCUCUCUUCCCCGGAAGGCUGGCCCUUCCCGUCGCGUCUCGCUCCCAGGCUGGCCAGAGCGCUGCCUCUCGCGGAGAUGAGCUCCCUUCCCGAUGGGCGGAGUUGGCGCUCUUCCUGCCCGCCCUGCCCUGAUUUUGGGACGGGGACCAGCCCGGCCGGGCGCUCUGCGCUUUCCUGAGAAGCAUGGAUAAGGGUUCCUGCCCCACCAGCCCCGCUGCCAGCCUCCAGGAAGGCCCCUUCAGCUGCCCCAUCUGCUUAGACGCUCUGAGGGACCCGGUCACCACCCCUUGCGGCCACAACUUCUGCCUGAGCUGUAUCGGAGUGCACAGGCACCACCCGGCGCCGGGGGGCGCCACGGGAGCCGGGGGCCAGAGCGCCGCUAGGUGCCCUCUGUGCCAGGAACCCUUCCCGGCGGACCUCCAGCUCCGGAAGAACCACACCCUGGCCGAGCUGCUGCAGCUCCGGCAGCCGGCCUCGAGUAGUCCGCGCGUGGCCAUGUCCCCCGAGGAGCCGCCCGAGCCGUGCGCUUCGGAGAGGUCCCCCCGCCGGCCCGAGGGCCCAGAUGCCCAGCCAGAGGCGGUGCUGUGCGACUUCUGCACCGGGGGGGAGCGCGCCAGGGCGGCGCAGUCCUGCCUCGUCUGCCUCGCGUCCUUCUGCGCUCCCCACCUGCAGCCUCAUCUCAAAAGUCCCGCUUUCCAAGGCCACCGGCUGGCGCCGCCCUUGCGGCACAUCGAGGAGAGCCUCUGCAAGCUGCACCUGAAGCCCUUGGAGAGCUUCUGCCGGACGGAUCAGAGCUGCAUCUGCCACCUGUGCAGGGCCCAGGAGCACCGGAGCCAUGAGGUCGUGGCGGUCGAGGUGGCGCGGGAGCAAGUGGAGGCCCAGCGGCCAAAACUUCUAAGUAAUGUUGAGAAUCAGAUGGACGAACUUGGAGUCUCCAUUGCACAAACAAGGAAGAUGGUAGAUCUUAUCAAAGGCACUGCUCAGAAAGAGAAAGAGAAGGUCGGCAAACAGUUUGCUGAGACAGCCAGAGUCCUUGCAGCCUUCCAGAAGGAAGUCCUUGGGUUCAUUGAGGAUGGUGAAAGAGCUAUUCUGGGUGAAGCAAAGGAGGAGCUGCGGCAGAAGGAAGAGAAGCGGACCCAGCUGAUUGAGUACAGGCAGAACUUGGAGACAGUCCCCAGCACUGACACCAUCUCUUUCCUGCAGGAGUUCCAGGCACUGAAAACAGCAAUGGAGGAAAAAACCUUCCCAUCUACAAGCUUCCCGAAAGAGCUGAGCUUUAUCAAAUCCAGCCAGUCUGUGUCUGCCAUGAAGGAGCAGCUAGUGAACAUUUGCAAGAACCAAUGGGAUCAGCUCUCAGGGAAGGGAGAUGAAGUACCUGUAUUUUAUGGGAUGCCAGAAGUGACUACUGAAUCCCAGAUUUCAGAAAAAAGCGGCAGCCCUGCUUGUUUGGAAUCACGGGACUAUUUCCUCAAAUUUGCGUUCAUCAUAGAUCUGGACAGUGAUACAGCUGAUAAAUUCCUUCAACUUUUUGGAACAAAGGGUGCAAAACGUGUGCUGAAUCCCAUCGCCUACCCUGAGAGCCCAACAAGGUUCAUCAACUGUGAGCAGGUGCUGGGAGAGAAUGUAAUGAACCGUGGCAACUAUUACUGGGAAGUGGAGAUCAUUGAUGGCUGGGUUAGCAUUGGUAUCAUCGCAGAAGAUUUCAGCCCCCGGGAGUCAUAUGACAGGGGCCGCCUGGGUAGGAAUGAGAAGUCCUGCUGUCUGCAGUGGAAUGGACAGAGCUAUGUUGCCUGGUUUGGUGGUUUUGAUUGUGUGAUACAACAGCCUUUCUUUCAUACCAUUGGGGUGUACUUGGAAUAUUCAGAGAAAGCGCUGACAUUCUAUGGAGUCAAAGAUUCCAAGACGACGUGCCUACAACAGUUCAAAGUUGCCCGCUUCAAAAAGGGCCACUUUGAUCCCUUUCAGAAUAAGAUCAACCACCAGUUUCCAUCACUAUUUACACACAACCUCAAACCAGCUUUUUUCCUUGAAAGUGUUGAUGCCCACAUGCAGCUUGGGCCUUUAAAGAAAGACUGUGUUUCAGUGCUGAAGCGAAGCGGGGAUACCAGACAACCUGUUAGAUUGAACCAGACAAUCUAUUGGAUUUUCUGCAUCUCUAGCAUAUUAUGAGCUACCAAUUAAUUAUCGGUCUUAAUUAAAAAAUAACGACAGCAUUUCCAUUCUGCAAGCACACAAAGAUAAAAUAAAACUUCGCUAGUUUUGAGUCAGAAUUUAUUUUUACUAUUUGAUCCCCCCCCCCAAUAACAUUCCUUGAAGAUAAUAACUGAGUUAUGCAACUAUUGAUGUACCUCAUUAACCCCAUGGUCUUGGUAUUAAAGAUUUCUAUAAGUAUAAUGCCUACUUGCCACAAGAUAAAUUCUAUUAUGUACUGUAUGUUGUUUAAAAAAUAUGACUCAGAUUCAUCAUGAGGUGUCUACUGCAAAUUCAGCUUGUCCCUUUCAUUUGGGCAGGAAGGCGUAAGGCGCACACAACAAAAAACAGUGAUGUCAUUUUAGUUGUUUUCUUCUUCUGCCAGUGGAAAUAGCAACAGUGCAAUGGCUCACAUGACCAAAAAAGGGCCAUUAUUAAUCAGUAUUAUUAUAUUAUAGUUUGGCCUUCUUUUCUUUCAGCCAGUUUCUAAAAUACAUUUUCUCAGGCUGCAAUCCUGCAGACACUUAUCUGUGAGUAAGCCACACUGAACACAGUGGAACUUAUUUCUAGAAGUAGGAGUUACAGCUGGCUAUGUAUACUUAAUGACAGCAACCCUAUACCUUCCUUUACUGCUGGUUAUUGUACUGUAAUAGCACUGCACAUUCUGUGGCCUGGAUCCAUAUAUACCAGGGCAGUUCCACUUAUGCAGGAGAUGCGGAUAAUUUUGGCCUGUUCUUCCUCCUCAGUUCAGCCCUCUUUCCAAAGGUCCUGCCAAUCCUCAGGAACAACUUUCCAGGAGCUGGAGCAAGUAGGGUAAUGUACCAAAGAUCUUUUCAUGGGUCUUUGGACCCAAGCUGCUGUUCUUAAAGCUUUGGGGGAUAAACUGGAAUUAUUAGGAUUUUCACACUGAACCAAACCUGACUAUUAAUUGUGCCAUCAUAAGUAACAAAAACAUAAACCCACUAUGUUUGUUUCCAUAGAUAAGACUGUACUGUUGUUAAUUUACCUGAGCUGUUUUCCCCUACUUUUUGAGUGGUGGCUCCCUGUCUGCUUUGUUUUUUCCUCCAAAACACAAUUACUGUGUAGUCUUUUAAAGUGUCCGAGAAAAUAAGGAAAAAUUAGUGUGCCUCUGUCAUUAAACAAUAUUCAGACCCAAUAUUUCUCUUUCUUCACAAGCCAGGACUAAAUCUGCUUUGUACCGCAUUUAGUGCUUCUACCAGUCCAUUAUAGGCAACCAUGCACCAUAGACAGCAAUUAUUAAGAUUACAGCUUAACUCAU